AUGCAAGUGCCAAAAAACAAAUCAUCAAAGCUCUCCAGGCAUCAUAAGAUACUUGAAAAGAGAGAGCUGGAUUUGUUUCACACCCUGCGUCAACCUGUUUUCCCCUCCACAUCACCCAAUGCCACACCAGUCACCCCCUUAAUCAGCAGCAGCUCCCAAACACAGCCUCCUUUGCUUUCCUCCAUGCCGCUCUCUACAGAUGCCAUGCCAUUGGACUAUCGCCUCAUUCCCUCUGCGCCGUUGGCCAGCCAUCUCUCAGCAACCAAUCAGGACAUUGGUAACUCUGUUGGCUCCUCCUACCAACAGAACUACAUGCCUCUGUUUUCGGAGCAAGUGACCCGUCCUCCCCCGGCUCUCAUGCCACCACCAGCCCCGUCCCUCCCAGCCCCCCACCCUCCUCAGUGUGGAGGCGUUUCUACAGUCACCACAGCUACCAAGCCCACUCCAAGCAUCCCACCUUCAUCAGUAAAAACUUUCACCGCUCCUUCCAUAGUAACGCCUACUGAUGCGGCCACUACCUUAAGUCACAGGUCAAGCUUUGAGCUGCCUGGUGCGCCAUCUCCACAGCCUGUGGCCUCAGCCUCUGCCUCACAGCCACUGAACUUUGCAUUGCCCAAACCCAUCCAGAACUCUGUCUCUAGUAAAAAGACCCGACACCCACAGAGACCAAUUGUCCCAGCCAAUCCACUGCCCUCUCCUCAGCUCAUACUCACAGGUCCUACCAGUGCUGUCAUUGUUACUCCGUCCCCUCUCAACACUGAUGUUGUCCCCACCACUGGUGUGGUCAUUGCCUCCUCCAGUAUUCCUGGUGGAUCUGCUGGUUUUCACAUUCUUCCUCAAACACAGAAGUCUCCUCAGCUAAAUGUGCCCAAGGAAGAAACCACUACAUCUUUAUCCAACAACAAGACAUCGGCACAGUCAUCAAGUACAGCACAUGAUGAACGACGAGUCUCAGGUCAAGGGUCACCAUUGGGAUCAGAACAGGUGCCAAGCCCACAGUCACCUUUGAGUAGCAGCAGCACAGGCCUGGCCAAGAACGAAGCCAGUCAGAGUCGCAGAGUGAAUCACAUAUCUGCUGAGCAGAAGAGGCGAUUCACCAUCAAUGUUUGCUUUAAGACGCUGUGCGGUCUUGUGCCAACUCUCAAGUCUCAAUCAAGUAUUAGUAAUGCUUCAACACUCCAGAAGACCGUUGAUUACAUUGGCAAACUGCAGCUAGAGAGACAACAGAUGCAGGAAGAGACCAAGAGACUGAGAGAGGAGAUUGAGGAGCUUAACACAUCUAUAAACUUAUGUCAGGAGCAGCUUCCUGCCACAGGGGUGCCCAUCACAAGCCAUCGCUUUGACCACAUGAGAGAGAAAUUUGAGGACUAUGUGAAAAACCGAACUCUACAGAACUGGAAAUUCUGGAUUUUCAGUGUUAUUAUUCAACCCUUGUUUGAGUCAUUCAAUGGAACAGUGUCUACCACCAACCUCACAGAGCUGUGUGAGACCACAAUGCAGUGGCUAGAUCGUUACUGUGCCCUUCCAGUGCUUAGACCUAUGGUACUCCAUACAUUGCGGCAGCUCUGUACCAGCACCUCCAUCUUGACCGAUCCCUCGCUUUUACCUGAGGAGGCCAGAAAGUCUGUUCUUAACCCAAAGAAACAUUUCUCAGGAUCUCAGCCUUAACAUGAUUUGAACCAAUCUUACCUAGGCAUAUCAGUCUUGUGCAACAUCUGCAGGAACCUUGACAGCUUGACAAAUCCUUAUGCCUUAACAUAUCUUGUGCUGUGGUCAGAUCUUUGCUGUGUUGUUAUUCAGCUUUCUUUUGGAUAGAAGAGGUGGAAAUGCCUCUAUUUUUAAUAAAAUAUGUUAAUGGAAGUGUUGCUGAAAUGAAAUCCCUUCAGCUACAUGCUCGUAUCCCUUUUUUAUAUGAUUCUCUCACAUACAGAAAGGAUACUUCAUAGAUAUAGAAAGGCCAUUUAGGACCUUAAAAAGACAGUACUUAAGAGAACAAUCUUUUUAAAGGAAUAGUACUCCAAAAACAAUCUGUAUGUACCCUCAUGUUGUUACAAAAUGAUUUUUCUGUGGAACACAAAAUAAAUGUUGAAGAAUCUUCACAGACCUUUUUCUUUUUUAUAACUAUUCAUAGUGACCAUGUCUGUCAAGCUCCAAAAAAGACAAUGUCAUUCUGUGUCUGCAUUCAGAUUAAAAAAUUGCAUCAUCCCAGGUUUGACUUCAUAGACAGCAAACCUCACGUGUCGUAACUGAACAAGACACACCAGUUUGAAUGUGUAGAGAGCUGCAGUGAAGGGAAAGAUUUUCAGUGAAUAGUGACUUCAAUACAGUCUGUUCCUCACAUGAAGCCGCCAUAUCUCUUCAGAUGGAUUACUUUUAUGUUUUUUGUUUUGGACUAAGUAAUGUCAUUUUAUAGUGUGGUGUAAAGAUUCUCUGGCACCUUCUCUUUUGUGUUCCAUGGAAGAAAAAACAACUAAUAGGUGUGGAAGAACUUGAGGGUAAAUAAUGGCAGUUGUUUUUUGGAGUGGUGAACUAUUUCUUAGUUUUUGCAUGAAAAUUGUAUUUUAAAAUGAAGCACACCAAAGGCAAUCUCUUAUGUUUACAGUCAUCCUACAACACAGCUGUCAUACCUAUUUCUAAGCCCUUUGUGUUUCUUAUAUGUGACUUAAAUGUGAUUCAUUAGUGCUGCUGCCUUUCAACUUGUUUAAGGACUUUUUGACUUUGCUUCUCAGGGUGUGUUUCCAUAUAUGUGAGUGUCUUCCAUAUUUGAUAUUAUCUGAUCAAUCAAAACUGUUUUGAAACCUUUGUUCCUCAGUUCACUGAAAAACUGAGGCACCACUUGUUUGGAUCAAGGCAACAUCAGAACUUUUCGAAGCAUAGAUGCAUGGACUUGUAAAGAGCAUCAGCUUACAGUAUAUUAAAAUAGAAUUACAGCCAUUAUUCAUAUUCAGAAUGCAUGCUUGUUCAAGCAUGGAAACCGAUGGGGACUACUUAUAAUGCACUUGUAUGCAUUUGAAGGCUUCUUUAAAUUCAUAGAUGGGAUGAUGCUUUUUUUCACUUCAUGUCAUGGUUUGCUAGUUUAUGUUAAGUAAAAUGUCUCAAUUUACCUGUUGUUUCAAACAUGUAUAUUAUGGCCAAAUUCUCCCCAUUAGCCCUUCUCAAUCAUGGCCUCCUAAUAAUCCCCAUCCAUUAAUUGGCUCUAUCACUCCUCUCUCUCCUCUCCACCAAUAGCUGGUGUGUGGUGAGUGUACUGGUGCACUAUGGCUGCCGUUGCAUCAUCCAGGUGGAUCCUGCACACUGGUGGUUGAGGAGAGUCCCCUGUUCUUUGUGUAAAGCACUUUGAGUGUAGUGUCAAAAAAAGCUCUAUAUAAAUGUAACAUUUAUUCAUACCUCUCUGUUUUCAGUGGAACACAAAAGGUACAUUUUUGUAGAAUAUCUUGUCUGCUCUUUCCCAUAUAAAAAAAAUUAAUGGGGUCCAUUAUUCCACAAUGACAAAAAAGCUCAAUUAUAAAACUGUCGUAGUACAGAUUACUUCCAAUUCCAAGUGUUCUGAAGCCAUACACUAGAAACAAGCCACAUUUUUAUUAGUUGCAUCUCUAAUAAAAUAUGCUACCAUUGAUGUUAAUAAUAUUCAUGAGACAUGCAGGAACCGUUGCUGUUUGGCACAAGUUUUUGUUGUCUUUUUCAGAGCUUUUCCAGGGAAAGCUGAAGAUCGCUUCUACGCAAAAAACUAUUUUUCUUUAUGAAGUUGGAUUAAACCACUUGUGUCGAGAAUAUGGAGUAAUAUAGAUUACCAGGACCUUUUGCAUUCCACCGAAGAAUGUAACACUGGUUUGAGGGUGAGCAAAUUAUGACAAUUUUUAUUUUGGAAUUGUUAUAUGAUCUGUGAAGAAAACAAAAAUACCCUUUUUUUUAUACUAAAAAAGGAACAAUAAGCCAGGUUCUUGAUUAAACCGCUUUGCGGUUUGCUUGUGGUCUCCUAGAGGACGAUGUUUUCAUGAGCUCAAACUAAUGGCCCACACGUCUAAAAUGUACUGCUGUGGCAUUCAAUUGUGUCAUUGGAUGUGAAAAGGUUUAUUUCCCUGAAAAACUCCCGACACCUUUUGGGAGAUGAAUACAUCAGUAGCAAUAUUUUUCACAACACUGCAUUUUCUGGUGACAAAUCUGUCAUCCUGUAGGCUGUGUUCCCAAUAAAUAAA
Messenger RNA from Xyrauchen texanus (razorback sucker), 4196 nucleotides. RefSeq names its product MLX interacting protein (gene mlxip). Gene Ontology annotation, biological process: regulation of transcription by RNA polymerase II. Gene Ontology annotation, molecular function: RNA polymerase II cis-regulatory region sequence-specific DNA binding; protein dimerization activity; DNA-binding transcription factor activity, RNA polymerase II-specific. The record is from RefSeq and is a predicted model, not a curated record. Lineage: Eukaryota; Metazoa; Chordata; Actinopteri; Cypriniformes; Catostomidae. Gene Ontology annotation, cellular component: nucleus.